Messenger RNA from Ziziphus jujuba (common jujube), 1872 nucleotides. Its product is annotated as flavin mononucleotide hydrolase 1, chloroplatic. NCBI's taxonomy places the organism in Eukaryota, Viridiplantae, Streptophyta, Magnoliopsida, Rosales, Rhamnaceae. The record is from RefSeq and is a predicted model, not a curated record. The transcript is spliced from 9 exons. Bases 103 to 996 code for a protein of 297 amino acids.
UAUAUGGAAAUUCCAUACUGUCGUCAAAUGAAUAAUACUUUAGAAAGAAUUCUAAAAACGUUUUUUAAGUUAAAAAUGUUAUGAGCUCGUGGAGGUUGGAUAAUGGCUGUAUUGCUGAGAUUGACCUGUGUCUGUUAUCCUCUGAGAUCCUCAAUGCAAUCUGCAGCGAGAAUGGCUAUGAAUCCCCGUUCCAACAAGUCCAGCGGCUCCAUAUCCUGUUUGUCUACUAGUACUUCUGCAGGUACCACUCAAGCUUCAACCCAGAUUGACAAUAGAAAGCUUCCUGUACUUCUUUUUGACAUCAUGAGCACCGUUGUUCGUGACCCUUUUUACGAAGACGUCCCCGCCUUCUUCGGAAUGUCUAUGGAGGAACUAAUCGAAUGCAAGGACCCAAAUGCUUGGAUUGAGUUUGAAAAGGGGUGGAUUAAUGAGAAUGUGGAACACUCCAUUUCAUUUUGCACCUUGGCUUUCGGUGUCUCCAUGAAGCUUCGAAGCAAUAAUAGCAUUGACUUACCAGGAUUGUUUUCAGUAGAGCUUGGCAGAAAAUUUUUUAAAGAUGGAAGGCCAUUUGAUUUGGAAGGACUGAAAAAUUGUAUGAGAAGUGGAUAUUCCUACCUUGAAGGUGUUGAAGAAUUGCUUUAUGGACUUAGACAAAAUAACUACGAGAUGCAUGCUUUCACGAACUAUCCCAACUGGUAUCAAAUGAUUGAGGAUAAGUUAAAAAUCUCAAGAUAUUUGUCUUGGACAUUCUGUUCGUGUAAAAAUGGAAAGAGGAAGCCAGAUCAUGGUUUUUAUUUGGAUGCUUUGCAACAUCUUAAAGUUGAUCCAUCGAACUGCAUUUUCAUUGAUGACAGCAAAACAAAUGUGAAUGCUGCAAUAGCACUUGGUAUCAUUGGCCUGCAUUUCAAGGAUGCGAAAACACUGCUUGAAGAUCUUUCUCUGAUGGGGAUUCAGAUUUCAACAGAUGAAGAUAAUUUGGGAUAUAUUUGUAGAUAAGGAGGGGCAGAAAUCAUUUUCUGCUCAAAGAUCCAAAAAGAGUACUUGUAUUGUUCUUUGUCCAAGUGAAAUACAUUAAAUUCCAAUUGUAUGUAAAAUUUUUGUGCCUAGAUUUUCUAAGUGAUUUAAUUUUCUCAUCCAUUUGUUUAAGCAUGAUAACUGUGGAUUGAUGAGAUAUGCCAUUUGCUAUGAAUUGAGUAUUGCAUUUAUGCAGCAUUACCAAUUUGAUAUAUGGACUGAUUGCUAUUGAACUUUUUGUUUUAGCUGGAGUUAUCUUUUCUUAUGAUGCUUUUCAUUUCAUGUAUACUUUGUCAAGUGGGAAGUUUUGAUUUGAAAACAGUUAAUGAUCCUGCAUACACACAGAUAAGUAUUUUUUGGCAAUGAUAGCCAUUUUUCUCACAAAUGAGUUUUCAAAUGUUUUCUAUGCUUAUCAUCUCUUAUAUCUUUUAUGGCAGGAAGGAAAGGAAAUUUGCUACACAAGUUAUGAUGCAGUGGGGUGGUAAGGUUAAGCAUUAAUUUAGAUUACUUUUCAUCAAAUAUUAUAAUUACCUUCAAGCUUUAGUUUGCCUAUUUUGCCUAUUUAAUAUUUGUUAAAGUCCUCUUAAAGGACUAAAGGAGUGUUUGGCACUUGUAGGUGGAGUAUUUGUUUGGAUUGAAAAUCCUGCGAAAGGUUCUCCUAUUACCUUUUAAAUUUUCUUAGAAGCUAUGUUAAAGUCCUCUUGAACGAUUAUAGGAAAAACUUUGUAAAUUUGCAAGCGAGGUUUAAAUUUUUAGGGAGCUUGAAGGUUUAAUAAUAUAUGAUGUUUAUUUAAAUAUUUGGCAGUGAUGCAUACUACACUACAGGUAUCAAAAUGUUUACUGCAUUUAUUUACCAAA